This is a messenger RNA of Papilio polytes (common Mormon), 1485 nucleotides long. RefSeq lists its product as uncharacterized. The transcript has 3 exons. NCBI's taxonomy places the organism in Eukaryota, Metazoa, Arthropoda, Insecta, Lepidoptera, Papilionidae. The coding region runs from base 158 to 1009 and encodes 283 amino acids. The record is from RefSeq and is a predicted model, not a curated record.
UGCAUUGAUUGUUUUGACGUGCGCGGAAAUAGAUGUCUUGGUUUUAUUGCGGUCUGAUAAUUUAACGUCGGUGUUUCUUAUAUUAAUGUUAAAUAACUAUGGCUUAAGUCAUUAUCAGUUAAUAUUGUAAGUAAACACAUUUGAUUUAAUAUAAAAAAUGGCGUUGAGAGACGUCGCUGAAGAGUACUUUCGAACAUUGAACCCACUGGCUGCAAAAAUACAUGAAGAUAUCACUGAAGCUAAAAAUGCAUAUGAAAACAUUUGGGAUACUCUGUCAUAUAAGGAAAAGGCUGAAAUUAUUAAUGAAUCGAUAAUUAAACCUGAUAUCGCUCUGAAGUAUGCUCUACUUGACACAUUAGAGUUUGAUUUAGACAAUCCUCCAGCGAAUAAUGAUGAUUUGAUGUCAUUCUUCGGUAAAGAACAUGCAAUGAAGAUAAUACAAGAUGAAAAUGGUUCCUACCGAGAUGAGCAUUCCGCACCAUUCCUCUAUCAGACGAAAAGUCAGUUGAAUUUGUGUGUUUUAAACGAAAGCAGACAACCAAAGGAGACUAAAUGUACCUCACCGCCUCCGAUACUGUCGGAGCUAGCAUUAUCUCAUUCUAAAGUAGUGAAUGAGUUAAAGAAUGCGUUGAAAUCGCAUGAUGUGUUGAAGAAUUUCAAAGACCCCAAAGAUAGAGAUGUAACUUCACCUACGGGUUUGUUUACGAAGUUUAUAGGAAACUUUAAAUGUAAAGAUGAGGAACGAGAGUGUUUGAUGCCGGGACAGAAUACUCAUAUUGUCGCAUCUUCGGAUAAUUUCUUUAGAACCAAUUUUAAAAGUCCUCAAAAUGAGAAAUAUGAUAAGGAUUAUCGGAACAGUGUUAAAUCAAAUAGUGACUUAUCCGAGGAGAAUCGUGGUCUACUAUCUUCUAGUCAGGCAUCAUCAGGGACCGACUUCCAGUCAACUGAGACCCUCACUGAAGGCACCAGUCUACCGAAGACGGGAUACGAUUUCUUGGACAACUGGUAAUUCAGCUCGAUGGUAAUUCUUCUAGAAGUUGCAGUUAGAAGACAAUUAUGCUAUUUUUAUGUAUACAUUACAUGUAUACAUUGUCUCGACAUUUAGAGCGUGCGCACACCGUUGACUAAACUAUCGCAAAACUGUUCGAUUGUCUAUUGUUUUGCAGCCAAUUCAACUAUUUAGUUGCUCUACUAAGUAGUGAGUAGUGUAACCUCCUUAUACGCUCAUAGGAAUCAAAACGGUCAACAGUUGUGCGAAUAGAUGUUUUCAGGGGAUAUCCCAGUCCCCUACCAAACCAAAGCCACUAAAAACUCUGUUUCUAUGACAUUAUUGGUUGUAGAAUUUGUCAAAUAUUUGCUAUUUCAAUCAGAUUUUUAUAGACUGUUCACUAACCAGCCUCUAAAUUAUUAGACUAGCUGUUCCCGUGCGGCUUCAUCCGCAUGAAAUUAUGAAAAUUGUCAAAUUAUCAAUAGCAAAUGUCAAAA